AUGUCAUCGUUUUCGAAAUCCACGGAGUUCCAAGCCACCAAUGCGGUGAACAGUCUAAUAAAACGCAUACUUCCAGGUAUGCAGAAGAUAGCUGUACAUAACAAGGAUAAAAAGAAAUCGAAGUUUAAGCAAAAGGGCAGUACAGCACAAUUCAUUGACCGUAAUUUAAAAGAAAGAGUUGAAUUGAAUGAGAAAAAUGUCUUUCUGUCAAAGAAGAGGGAGCGCAAGGUGAGAAAACAGGAAAACAAGUCAAAAAGAGCACAUAAUGAGAAAUUGGAGCAGCAAGCGAGGUUGCAGCUACUUGUAAAACACCAGGCUGAGGGUACCUUAACAGAUACGGAAUGUGACUAUCUGAGUAAGCUGACAAAGAGAAAUGUAUUAAACGCAAAGGCAUGGGAUUUAGACGAAGAUGACGAAGAUGAGUCAAUAGAAUUACAGAGGUAUAUACUAGAGAAGUUAUCGGAAUCUCAAAAGGACUCAAGAAGUCUGAACAGAAGAAAAAGAGUUAAGCUUUUCAAAGAGGAGAUUAAGGAAAAGGCGAACACUUCUUUGGAAAGGAAAUAUCCCGGUUUGACACCAGGUCUGGCACCCGUUGGACUAAGUGACGAGGAAUCUAGUGAUGAUGAAUAG
This is a messenger RNA of Zygotorulaspora mrakii, 630 nucleotides long. RefSeq names its product Rrt14p (gene RRT14). NCBI's taxonomy places the organism in Eukaryota, Fungi, Ascomycota, Saccharomycetes, Saccharomycetales, Saccharomycetaceae. Bases 1 to 630 code for a protein of 209 amino acids. The record is from RefSeq and is a predicted model, not a curated record. The transcript has a single exon.